AUGGCAUUUAUCGGACAAAGACAAGAGGUUGGCGUAAGAGAAAUCGGCCGAAGAGUCACCGUGCCUCAGAACUCAACAGCAAGAUUGAUGUAUUACCUAGACUGUGUGGCAGUGGUCAUUGAGCUGGACAGUCCUAAUUUGAGAAGACUGAGAGACUACACAAAUUACUUUCUGCUAAGCGAUGCAGAAAUAGACGCACUGUUGGCUCUCGUCAUACUUUUCAGCCCAGACGAACUGAUAGGCAGGGUAUUUUUCCCGAGCGAAGACUGUGGAGGAUUCAGUAACCAAUUCUUUGAGCUUAGUGCAGUCUCUCAUAUGUUGGCUGUGUCAGACAACAUUAUUAUCGGAGGAGAAAGGAGGCGAGUAGCCAAAGUCAUGCUCUUUAAGAGAGCGUGGAUAGACACAAAUUAUAUUUCACCAAUCAGAUCAUUCCAGAGUCGUCUACGAAGGAUGGCGCGUGGUUUGCCCGGACGUGCACCUUCGGACAGGGAUCCGCUUCUACCAAGUACUUCUCCCGUUAUUUGUUGUUGUAAUAUUUUGUAG
Messenger RNA from Porites evermanni, 543 nucleotides. The record is from the annotation of a GenBank genome assembly. Lineage: Eukaryota; Metazoa; Cnidaria; Anthozoa; Scleractinia; Poritidae.